AGCUGAGCGAUCCUCCCGCAUUCCUAGAGAGGACAGGGCCAUGGCUGGAGAGCCGUGUGUGAGGUUUGACAGCCAUCCGGAGACCAUGUCGAGAGGAUGUCUCUGGAGGCCCGGUCUGGGAAGUCACGUCUCUAGCCUGCAAAAUGACUCCCUGCCAAGCCCAGGGGUGCCCGGGGGCCUCCGGGUCUCGGACCCUUAGGUGGACAAGGAAAGCUUCCGGAAGACAUGGUACUCCAUCUGUUCCCUGAGGCGUCCAGCAGCCGCCCAUGGAGAUCCAGUUCAGUUAUGAACCUCAAGGACACCGGCCUCCGGCAGAUGGUGAGACUCAGACCAGGAUUGGAGAGGCAGCUUCAGAAAAGGAAAUCACAGUGAAAAUCGAAGGAUUUGGAGACUCUAAAGAGGAUGUUCUCCAGGAUUCUGAAGACAGAGAAUUCUGUGAAUUUGGGGAUAAGUUAAAUGAAAAGGAUCGGAACCUCAUUGAAGGAAGACAAUACAGCUGUGAAGAGUGUGGACAAGGCUUUUCCUGGAGUACAGGCCUUAUUAGGCAUCAAAGAACCCAUUGGGAGAAACCCUAUGAGUGUGAUAAAUGUGGAAAGGCCUUCCGUGUGAGCUCAGCCCUGGUUCUGCAUCAGAGAAUUCAUACUGGGGAGAAACCCUAUCCUUGUAGCUGGUGUAUUAAAAGUUUCAGUCGGAGCUCAGAUCUUAUUAAACAUCAAAGAGUCCACACUGGUGAAAAACCUUAUAAAUGUGAUGAAUGUGGGAAAGCCUUCAGUCAGAGCUCAGAUCUUGUUAUACAUCAGAGAAUCCAUACAGGAGAAAAACCCUAUCAGUGCAGUUAUUGUAGUAAAAGUUUUAGCCAGCGCUCUGACCUGGUUAAACAUCAGCGAAUCCACACUGGAGAGAAACCUUACACAUGUAACCAGUGUAACAAACAUUUUAGUCAGAGUUCUGAUGUUAUAAAACAUCAGAGAAUCCACACUGGGGAGAAACCAUACAAAUGUGAUGUGUGUGGGAAAGCCUUUAGUCAGAGCUCAGAUCUUAUUCUACAUCAGAGAAUCCACACUGGAGAGAAACCUUAUCCAUGUCAUCAGUGUAGCAAAAGUUUCAGUCAAAACUCAGACCUUAUUAAACAUCGAAGAAUCCACACUGGAGAGAAACCCUAUAAAUGCAACGAAUGUGGGAAAGCUUUUAAUCAGAGCUCAGUCCUUAUUCUACAUCAGCGAAUUCACACUGGAGAGAAACCUUACCCAUGUAAUCAAUGUAGCAAGACGUUCAGUAGGCUUUCAGAUCUUAUUAAUCACCAGCGAAUUCACACUGGAGAGAAGCCUUACCCAUGUAGUCAGUGCAGUAAAAUGUUUAGUAGAAGAUCAGAUCUUGUUAAACAUCAUAGAAUUCAUACAGGUGAGAAGCCCUAUGAAUGUGAUGAGUGUGGGAAAACCUUUAGUCAGAGUUCCAAUCUUAUUCUACAUCAGAGAAUCCACACUGGAGAGAAACCUUAUCCGUGCAGUCAUUGUAAUAAAAGCUUUAGUCGCCGCUCAGAUCUUGUUAAGCAUCAAAGAAUACACACUGGAGAGAAACCAUAUACAUGUCAACAGUGCAAUAAAAGUUUUAGCCAAAGCUCAGACCUCACCAAACAUCAGCGAGUGCACUCUGGUGAAAAGCCCUAUCACUGUAGCAGUUGUGAGAAAGCCUUCAGUCAGAGUUCUGACCUUAUCCUUCAUCAGAGAAUUCAUACUGGAGAAAAACCGUAUCCGUGCACGCAGUGCAGCAAAAGUUUCAGUCAGAACUCAGACCUUAUCAAACACCAGAGAAUCCACACUGGGGAAAAACCAUAUAAGUGUACUGAAUGUGGAAGGGCUUUCAGCCAGUGCUCAGCUCUGAUCCUACAUCAGAGAAUCCACACUGGGGAGAAGCCAUAUGCAUGCGGUCACUGUGACAAAAGCUAUAGUCGGCGCUCUGAUCUCAUUAACCACCAAAGAACCCACACUGGUGAAGAGCCAUAUAAAUAUGAUGCAUAUGGGAAUGCCUUCAGUGCGUGCACAGAACUUACUGAACACAAAAUCCACACCCUGCCAGUGUAUCCAGAGCAGCAGAAGUUUUAGCCAAUCUUCUAAUAUUAAUCAUCAGUCCAUUCUGGUGAAGACAGCCUAAAUACGAUGAAUGUGGGAAAACCUGUUGUGUAUACACCAACUUUAUUUAGUACUGGAGAAGUAAUACCAGAAAAAAAAAUCUUAAAAAUGCCAUUGAUGAGUACAAAAAAGGUUUCAAUCAGUAUUCAGCUCUUACUUUAUGUUUUAAAAAAUAACCCACACUGGGGAGAAAACAGUACUUCAGUUUUUAUCAUGCAAGUUUACCUUGGAGCCAGACAUUACUAAAAUUAAGAAAAAAUCUGGAUAUGGGCAUCUGGUGUAAUGGUUAAGUUGCCACUUGAGACACCUGUAUGCCAUGUAGGAGUGCCUGGGUUCAAGUCCUGGCUCUGCUUCCAAUUUCUAGCUUCCUGCUAAAGAACACUUGGGGAGGCAGAAAGUGAUGGCUCUUGGAUCUAUUUUGAGUUCCUAGCUUUGGCCUGGUCUAGCCAUGGCUGUUGGGAGGAUUUGGGGAGUGAACCAGUAGAUGGGAAAUUUCUCCCUCUCUCUCUCUUUCUCUCUCUCUCUCUCUGCCUUUCAAAUAAAUAAUUUUUUAAAUGUGAUGAGGAGUCCUAUAAGUCAUGAGAAAACUUUUGAUGUGAUUUAAAUUUUGACUGUAUGUCAGCAACAACAGAAGUUGCUGUCUUUGCUAUAAUGUAAGAAUAUCUCUAGUCUUAUUUAGAUAUAAUCUAACAGUAGAGUUGUAUCACUGGAAGAAAUGUAUAACAAUAUUAAUGCAGAAUGUAUCAGGUGUUACAAAAGCCAGUGUGGAGAAGUGGUCAGUCAGAAAGCAAUGUAUUAGUAUUAGGAUUCCAAGCUUUGGUGACCCUAAAUUACCAAUUGCGUAACAAAAUUUAUUUUAGAGACUGUAAGGAAAACUUAAAUACCCUGUUUUUCUUAACUGACACAUACAAUGACAUCACACUUAUCCCCUGACAACUGCAGAGACUUAUUUAAUACUAAUGCUUGAUGUCUAUCUUUAAAUUCCUUGUAUGUGAAUAUACUGUGCUAUUCUGGUAUAAAACUUAUUAACUAGA
This is a messenger RNA of Oryctolagus cuniculus (rabbit), 3163 nucleotides long. RefSeq lists its product as uncharacterized. Gene Ontology annotation, molecular function: DNA-binding transcription factor activity, RNA polymerase II-specific; RNA polymerase II cis-regulatory region sequence-specific DNA binding. NCBI's taxonomy places the organism in Eukaryota, Metazoa, Chordata, Mammalia, Lagomorpha, Leporidae. Gene Ontology annotation, biological process: regulation of transcription by RNA polymerase II. The record is from RefSeq and is a predicted model, not a curated record.